ACGUGGCUUACAACUAGGCCUACAUCGGUGGAUUUUUACAGAUAGCCUGCGACCAAUCAACUCAUAAAUAACCUAUUCUGAUUCAUAUUGAAAAUGACAUAAUAUGAAUUAUUUCUUACAUGUAUGGCAUAGAAUGGCAUUUAUGAAUCAAUGACUGCAUACCUUAACCACCAGGAGCCUAUGACAAUAGACCACACUAUAUGACACAGUAGCCGAUGAAGGAUUUUAAUUCAGGUCUGACUGGUCAGUAGUCAAAAGUAUAAGAGGUGUAAUUAUGUCUUAAGUCUUCAAAUCAAUUGAUAACACAGGAAGAAAAAACCAUCGCAUGUGCAGAUCUGCAUUACCGCUAUGACAAAGGUCUUACGUGCGUUUAAGCCACAUCAAUCAGUGCCAAACAUUUCUUGAGUGGACUGUACAUUUUCUACAAUUUAAAAUUAAUGUAUUGCGCUUGGGACCGACGUUCUCACCACCCAGUCUCCGAGGCUGCUUUAAACAUAAGUAAAUAAGUUAUUUGUCCAAACUCUCUUUAUAGGACUGCAUAACACUGUCCAUGCCUGAUGUUACUGGAGAAUUGCUUGUGAAGUGCGCGCAUACUCUCUAUUUCCUGCCCGCGUGGUUAAGGAGCAUGCUUCAACAAAACAGUACGCCGUCGCUUUCCGUUAGGAGUGAACUGACAGCUUAGCGGAUGGCCGCGUGAGAUUCCGUUAAGUUUUUCCCAAGCACCUAUCCGAGGACAGACCGCUACGUGUCAGAGGCACGGGUAAAGAAGGUCGAACACCCCCCAAACUCGUGUCGAACCAAAGCUAGUAGCUCUGAUUUUUGUCUCGCACAAAAGAUGACUCGUCAGUAGCUGCUGUAGUGUGUGUGCAGUUACAGCAUAUCCAACCUCAGAGAACUCGGAAAGCAUCAUUCGUCCUCUAAUUUUUCAAGCAUCAUCAGCCAAGCUGAUUUUCCGCUUUUACUGUUAAUUUCUCUUCCUGGGGUCAUGUCCUACAUAUCGUUUUGAUGUGUAUUUUGACCAAGACUUUUUUGUCCUGUCCCGUCUUUUAGAGGGGGCAGGUCGGUACAUAAUUGCAGCUACAGUUCGGUUUCAGAAUAUACGAGUUUUCGGCGAGAGAGCAAGAAGGUGGUCAACAGACAUUUGCUUAUUUCCGCUUUGGUACACAGCCCCCGCGCAGGACUAUUUGCAUGCUUAGCCCCGCAAACCCAGAGUUGAGCUAGCUUUGACAACUGGAGCCAAACUCCGUGAGGAAGAUUCGAUCUGAGUAUCAGAACAACCCAUUUGCACGUGUAGCCACCAACAGCGAUGUUGCUGAAGGAGUACAGAAUAUGCAUGCCGCUCACUGUUGAGGAGUACAGGAUCGGGCAGCUGUACAUGAUCAGCAAGCACAGCCAUGAGCAGAGCGACCGCGGGGAGGGGGUGGAGGUGGUGCAGAACGAGCCCUUCGAGGACCCCACCCACGGCCAGGGCCAGUUCACCGAGAAACGCGUCUACCUCAGUAGCAAGCUGCCCAGUUGGGCACGAGCAGUAGUGCCCAAUAUCUUCUAUGUGACCGAGAAGGCCUGGAACUACUACCCCUACACCAUCACAGAGUACACAUGUUCGUUCCUGCCAAAGUUCUCCAUCCACAUAGAGACAAAAUAUGAGGACAACAAAGGAAGCAACGACCACAUCUUUGACAUUGAGGCCAAGGACCAGGAGAGGGAGGUGUGCUUCGUAGACAUUGUCUACGAUGAGAUCCCUGAGCGAUACUACAAGGAGUCUGAGGACCUGCGCUACUUCCGCUCGGACAAGACGUCGCGGGGCGUGCUGCAGGAGGGCUGGAGGGACACCCAGGAGCCCAUCAUGUGCUCCUACAAGCUGGUGACCGUCAAGUUCGAGGUGUGGGGCCUGCAGACGCGCGUGGAACAGUUUGUGCACAAGGUGAUACGAGACGUUCUCCUGCUGGGCCACAGACAAGCCUUCGCCUGGGUGGACGAGUGGAUUGACAUGACGAUGGAUGAGGUGAGAGAGUUUGAGCGCACCAUCCAGGCGGCCACCAACCAGAAGAUCGGGAUAUUCCCCCCGUCCAUCUCCAUCGGCGAGACGCCCCGGUCCUCUCUGGCCUCCUCCGGUCCCGCCAGCGCCCCCUCCACCCCGCUCUGCACCGACGCCCCCGAGUUCCUCACCGUCCCCAGGGACCGGCCCCGCAAGAAGUCCGCCCCAGAGACCCUCACCCUGCCCCAGCCCCAGCCCGAGUCCGAGUCCGACCCUCCGCCCACCCCACCCCCAGCCAGCGCCCCCAUCUCCAACCACGCCCCCUGGAGCUCGGAGGGCAGUCAGCUGGAGUGAUGGCGCUCUUGCAGCCUACACACCCUCUCUGCCUCUGCCCCCCCCACACACACACACACAUAUACACAUGCACACACACACACACACACACACAUAUACCGACAUAUCACCCCUCCUGCAUACCCACCGAUAUACGCGUCUCCUUCUUCACGUUUCUUUGGCACAGCUCGACCAAGACGCCAGUUCGAGUUCCGCGCCACCUCUCGGCCGUAACACAAGCUCACCACUCACGCUGUAAAUCCGCCUCGACAAAGACUCCCAAAUCCCAGGGCUUAGGCCGCUGGAAGCACCAAGCGUGGGAUUUGGGGAGCGCAAAGUCCCCCCCCCCCCCCCCCAUCCCCCCUCAACCCUACAGGUCACCGCUGGAUUCCAGCCAGCGGCAAGCAAGACAUAGAAGAUGCCACGUCCUCCUCCUCCUCCUCCUCCCCCCCCUCCCAGACAAAGAGAAUAUGCAUUCAUUUAAUUAUCGUGUGUGUGUGUGUGUGAGUCUCAGUCUGUCUGUGUAUCAGUUAUAAAACAGUGUGUCCAGGCCUCCAUGUUAACACCAGGCCUUAAAAAGCCAGAUAGAAUUCCAGUUAAGUACUUUUCCUGUCUUCGUUUUUUUUCCCCCCCAGGAGUUUCAUCAGAAAGCUUCCAUUGCGUAGCCAUAUGACCUGCGGUCUAAGUCAACCUGCUUCGGCAGCACAAAUGUAGAUAUUCUUAGCGACACUGCUGAUUAUUUUGAAACGUCAUUGCGGCAUGUGUUGCUAUGCCACAGCACAGC
Molecule: messenger RNA, 3095 nt
Organism: Clupea harengus (Atlantic herring)
Lineage: Eukaryota; Metazoa; Chordata; Actinopteri; Clupeiformes; Clupeidae
Product: phosphatidylinositol transfer protein cytoplasmic 1
Biological process (GO): phospholipid transport
Cellular component (GO): cytoplasm
Molecular function (GO): phosphatidylinositol binding; phosphatidylinositol transfer activity
Source: RefSeq, a predicted model, not a curated record